Molecule: messenger RNA, 1561 nt
Organism: Olea europaea var. sylvestris
Lineage: Eukaryota; Viridiplantae; Streptophyta; Magnoliopsida; Lamiales; Oleaceae
Product: probable protein phosphatase 2C 25
Exons: 4
Coding region: 110-1204 (364 amino acids)
Biological process (GO): protein dephosphorylation
Molecular function (GO): cation binding; protein serine/threonine phosphatase activity
Source: RefSeq, a predicted model, not a curated record
UUCGUUCCAUCUAAAAAAUUGAUUUUGAUUUCGCGAGCAGAAGAAAAAUCAGCAGUUGAACGCAUCCAGAACCAAUAGUUGAACUAAAAUAUCUUGAAAGAAUCAAAUUAUGCCUUGUGCGGUCACGGCGGCAUCAAACUCUCCCAUGUUUACUCAGUCCCCGAAAAAAUUAUCGCCGAGUUUCUGCAGGCCUGCCACCUCGCCUCCGCCACGUUCUCUUUCGCCGUUGCCUUUGGCCAUCAGAAAACCUUUCGACAAUAAAGGCGAAGAUGGAGGAGAAGAUGGGUCAUCGAAGGUGAUGGUUUUGAAGCGGAAACGGCCGGCGAGGAUUGAUAUUCCGGUAUUGAAUAUGGGUUUUGAUAAUAUUAAUACGAAUGAGGAUAAGGAUGUUGAUAGGUUGAGCGAGAUGGAGGUGGAAGGAGAGGGAUAUUCGGUGUACUGUAAGAGAGGGAAAAGAGGUGGAGCUAUGGAGGAUCGAUAUUCUGCUGUUCUUGAUCUUCAAGGGGAUUCUAAACAGGCUUUCUUCGGUGUAUUCGAUGGACAUGGAGGAGCAGGAGCUGCAGAAUAUGUGGCUAAGAAUUUAGACAGGAAUAUUAUGAACAAAGUGGCAUCGAGAACCCAAGAAGGAGGGAUUGAAGAGGCAGUGAAAGAAGGAUACCUCGCGACAGAUGUAGAGUUUUUGAAGGAAAGUAUCGGAGGUGGGACAUGCUGCGUGACUGCCUUGGUACACGAAGGGAGUCUUUUCGUCUCCAACGCUGGAGAUUGUCGAGCCGUUAUCAGCCAACAAGGAGUUGCAAAAGCCCUCACCGUUGAUCACAGACCUUCACAAAAGGAUGAAAGAAAUAGGAUAGAAAAUCUGGGUGGUUAUGUCGAUUGUUGCCGUGGUGUUUGGAGAGUACAUGGAUCUCUUGCCGUUUCGCGAGCAAUUGGAGAUAGCCAUCUCAAAGAAUGGGUAACAGCCGAGCCAACAACCGAAGUACUCAGAAUUACAGAUGAAUGCGAGUUUUUGAUCCUCGCCUCAGACGGACUUUGGGAUAAGGUUAGCAAUCAGGAAGCAAUAGAUAUAGCUCAUCCUUUAUGUGUCGGCAUUGACAAGCCAGAACCAUUUUCUGCUUGCAAAAAGCUGGUGGAUCUGUCACAAUCGAGAGGAUCUUUAGACGAUAUUAGCGUUGCUGUGAUCCUUCUAAGUCGCUUCAUUCAGUGACUCGUAUGUUAGGAAUAACUUGAUAUAGAAGUAUAUGGCACCUGCAAGUGUAAAUUUUCGAAAGUUGCAGAGCCUUAGAGGAGAAAUCAGGAUGCAGAGAGUGACAUUGAUUAACUUAUACUUAGGAGAAUAAUUCUUGUAUGCAUUCUGCUGGCCAUUACAUGUGCCAGAAGCAUAGGAAUAUCACCAGUAUAUAACAAGAAAAGUUUGACGAAAGAUUUUGAAAUUCUGUGAAUGUUAUGCCUCGUUCAACUUUAUGGCUGCUAAUUUGUUGGUUAAUUUUGUGUAUUAAUUGACGAGGUCUCUAUUGACCGAAAGCAAAAGAGAAGGGAUUACCAUAUCCAAGAACUUGUAUCA